AUGGUCGCAAGUCAAUCAUCCAAGAAACCUUCGCCAUCUGGUGAGAAGAAAGUGAAGCGCGAUAAACUUAGUUCGAGUAAAAGGGGGAAUGCUGCACGCCCAGAUGAGGGGAUUAAAGGUCGUCAACGUAAACGAGACUACCACAAAUAUUCUACUUAUAUUCUCCGAAUUAUGCGCGAAACCAGACCAGAGCUGAAUGUUUCUUUGAAGGCCAUGAAAGUUUUCAAUUCAUUUGUGUGUGAUUUAUUGGAGCGUUUGGCAACAGAAGCUGGGAGGUUAGCUAAUUUUGGAAACUCCAACAAACAAACAAUGGGAGCUCAUGAAAUACGCACAGCAGUGAAAUUGAUUCUCAAUGGAGAGUUGCAGACCAACGCGCUAAACGAAGGAGACAGAGCGGUUAGAAAAUUCAUUGAUGAGUUUGUAGUGCAACAACCAUCACAAAAGACGCACUAA
Molecule: messenger RNA, 453 nt
Organism: Condylostylus longicornis
Lineage: Eukaryota; Metazoa; Arthropoda; Insecta; Diptera; Dolichopodidae
Product: probable histone H2B 4
Exons: 1
Coding region: 1-453 (150 amino acids)
Cellular component (GO): nucleosome
Molecular function (GO): DNA binding; structural constituent of chromatin; protein heterodimerization activity
Source: RefSeq, a predicted model, not a curated record